CUCUCAAUCUCAUUUCAUAUCUCUAUAUGUCCGAUUAUUUAUGUGGUGUCUUGGUAGCUAGCUCGGAGCUUAAUUUUAAUUCGCAGCUGCGCAGUAGUAUAAAAUCGUUGUUGGCCCUUUGCUUUCCCUCUCCCUCGUUGUCCAUGGCCCUCGAGUCAUGGCUCACCAAGGUCCGCUCGGCCAUGUCCUCUGCCUCUGGAGGUUCGGGGGCGCCAUCGAGGCCCCGGAAGCAGAGCACCGUCGGCAUCCUCGCCUUCGAGGUCGCCAGCCUCAUGUCCAAGCUUCUCCAGCUGUGGCGAGCCGUGGGUGACGCUGCCGUCGCACGCCUCCGCCACGAGACCAUGAACCUCCACGGCGUCCGCAAGAUGGUCUCCGACGACGACGACUUCCUUGUCGGCCUCGCCCGCGCCGAGCUCGUGGACACGCUCAGGGCCGCAUCCGACUCCGUGACCGCGCUCGCCGCGCGGUGCGCGGACCCCAGCCUCCGCGACUUCAGGGACGCCUUCCUGGAGCUGGCCGACACCGGCCGCGACCGGCACCGCUGGACGGCGCCCAGCUGGAAGGAGAUGGACGCGAGGGCGAGCAGGAUGGGGAAGCAGGUGGCCACCACCGCCGCGCUCCGGAGGGCCAUGGAGGAGCUGGCCGAGGCCGAGCACGGCCUCCGGAAGCUUGUCGUCCUCCAGUGCGCCGCCAACAGCCUUUCGGCGAGCAAGAUCUCGGCGGCGUCGGAGCAGCAGCAGGUGGUCUUCUCCAAGAGGCAGGAGGUGAAGCACCUGAAGCAGACGUCCCUCUGGGGCUCCACCUUCGACGCUGUCGUCGCGUCGCUGGCACGGGCGGCGUUCACCACCCUCGCGCGCAUCAAGGCCGUCUUCGGCGCCGGCCGGGAGCAGCGCCACCCGCCGCUGUACCGCAGCCUGACACUCUCCUCGGCGGUGCACCCGUCAGGCGACGCGCGGUCCCCGCCGUCGCGCAAGUCCAUGUCAAUGGAGGAGGUGCUGCUGUUCGACGUGGACAACCAGCCGUCGUUCGCUCCGAAACGGCAGGUGCGGGGCGGCGGGUUCCUGGAGGACAGCUCGGCGGCACUGACGCCCCCGGCGGGGACGCUGGGCGCGGCGGCGCUGUCGCCGCGCUACGCCGGGCUGGUGAUCUCGAUCGAGCGGAUGGCGCGGUCGCCGCUGCUGGUGGGCCCCGAGGAGCGGGACGAGCUGUACGGGAUGCUGACGGCGAGCGUGCGCGCGCAGCUCCGGGCGCGGCUGCGCGGCGCGGUGCCCGCGGCGGACCCGGGGCUCGCAGGGCAGUGGUGCGCGGCGCUGGCUGGGAUCCUGGAGUGGCUGGCGCCGAUGGCGCACGCGACGGUGCGGUGGCAGGCGGAGCGCAGCCUGGAGCAGCGGGGCGGGAGCGGCAACGGCAGCGUGCUGCUGCUGCAGACACUGCAGUUCGCGGAGCGCGACAAGGUGGACGCGGCGGUGGUGGAGCUCCUGGUGGGGCUCAACUACGUGUGGCGGUUCGAGAAGGAGAUGAGCUGCCGUGCUAUGCUCGCCUCGCCCGCCCGCCCGCCCGUCCGAUGACGAUGCAUCCAUGGAUUAUGGAUGGUGGUGGUGAUACGAAUGAUGCAAGCACAUCUGCAUCUGCAUCUGUUUGUUGCUCAUUCUGGAUGGAUCUGUUGAUGACGAAUAAAUAAUAAGCUAAGGCAGGUAC
Messenger RNA from Zea mays, 1698 nucleotides. RefSeq names its product DUF3475 domain protein. Lineage: Eukaryota; Viridiplantae; Streptophyta; Magnoliopsida; Poales; Poaceae. The transcript has a single exon. The record is from RefSeq and is marked validated. Gene Ontology annotation, biological process: positive regulation of growth. Bases 144 to 1568 code for a protein of 474 amino acids.